This is a messenger RNA of Mucor mucedo, 375 nucleotides long. RefSeq lists its product as uncharacterized. The coding region runs from base 36 to 302 and encodes 88 amino acids. The transcript has a single exon. Lineage: Eukaryota; Fungi; Mucoromycota; Mucoromycetes; Mucorales; Mucoraceae. The record is from RefSeq and is a predicted model, not a curated record.
UAUUUUUAUGAUAUGAUAAUUUAUUAUGAUGUGAUAUGAAAUUUGUUUUGUACAGUAUACACCUCUUUUUCUUAUUAGUUGCUUUACAAUGGUAUAUUAUAUGUACAUUAAUUUGGAUUCAUUCCAUAAUCAGGUGUCCUGCGAAUGGAAGGGUGUCCACCACCCGUUGCUUGUUCAUAAAGAAUAUUUGUCAUGAAGUUGCCUUCAUCUUUCAAUUUCUAAAUACAAUUUCAUCAGUUCAUAUUUUUUUGUUGUUGUUGAUUAAAUCAAGAUACUUACAUCGUGCGCAAUUAAAGAAUUAGUCAACAUGCUAUCUCUCCUAUCUAAUUGCUUUUGAAGUUCAAAUGUUUUAUUUUGAGCUUGCUCGUAAGCCUC